CAGGGAGAAAGCAGUGCAGCCAAAUUCAGAACUAAAGAGAACAGAACAAAGACUCGUAACUUUCUCAUUGAAGCUGCCUCCUUCCCAACUCUAGAAGAUCUCUACUCUGGACAAGGUGUCGCCGUGAACAUGGCAUCAGCGAUCCACAUGCUGGGCCCAGUGUGCCUCAUUGAGAACACUAAAGGGUACCUGGUGGUGAAUCCAGAAGCUCUGGAGAACCUGUCUGCCAUUACACAGCCUGUAGUAGUGGUGGCAAUUGUAGGCCCCUACCGCACAGGCAAGUCCUACCUGAUGAACAGGCUGGCUGGGAAGAACAAAGGCUUCCCUCUGGGCUGCACAGUGAAGUCUAAAACCAAAGGCAUCUGGAUGUGGUGUUUGCCCCAUCCCUCCAAGCCAAACCUCACCCUGGUCCUUCUGGACACUGAGGGUCUGGGUGAUAUUGAAAAGAGUGACCCUAAGAAUGACUCAUGGAUCUUUGCCCUGGCUGUGCUUCUAAGCAGCUGCUUUGUCUACAACAGCAUGAGCACCAUCAACCACCAGGCUCUGGAGCAGCUGCACUACGUGACUCAACUAACACAGCUAAUCAGGGCAAAAUCCUGCCCCAGGACUGAUGAAGUUGAGGACUCCAGCGAGUUUGUGAGUUUCUUUCCCGACUUUAUUUGGGCUGUUCGAGAUUUUACCCUGGAGCUGAAGUUAGAUGGACACCCCAUCACAGAAGAUGAGUACCUGGAGAAUGCCUUGAAGCUGAUUCCAGGCAAGAAUCCCCAAAUCCAAAAUUCUAAUAAGCCCAGGGAGUGGAUCAGGCAUUUCUUUCCAAAACGGAAGUGCUUUGUCUUUGACCAGCCAACAAAUGACAAAAAGCUCUUAUUCCAUGUUGAAGAAGUACCGGAAGACCAACUGGAUAGUGAUUUCCAGGUGCAAUCAGAAAACUUCUGUUCUUAUAUCCUCACGCAUGCAAAGACCAAGACCCUGAGAGAGGGAAUCCUUGUCACUGGAAACCGGCUGGGGAUGCUGGUGGAGACCUACCUGGAUGCCAUCAACAGCGGAGUGGUUCCUUGUCUGGAGAAUGCGGUGACAACUCUGGCCCAGCGUGAGAACUCAGCAGCCGUGCAGAGGGCAGCUGACCACUACAGCCAGCAGAUGACCCAGCAAGUGAGGUUCCCCACAGACACGCUCCAGGAGCUGUUGGAUGUGCACACCACCUGUGAGAGGGAAGCCAUUGCAGUCUUCAUGGAGCACUCCUUCAAGGAUGAAAACCAGGAAUUCCAGAGGAAGCUUGUGGACUCCACAGAGAAAAAGAAGGAAGACUUUGUGCUGCAGAAUGAAGUGGCAUCUGCCAAAUAUUGCCAGGCUGAGCUUAAGCGGCUUUCAGAGCACUUGAUGGAAAGCAUUUCAAGAGGAACUUUCUUUGUUACUGGAGGGCACAAUCGCUACUUAGAAGCAAAGAAGAAGAUUGAGCAGAACUAUACACUAGUGCCCAGAAAAGGAGUUAAGGCAAACGAGGUCCUCCAGAGCUUCCUGCAGUCACAGGUGGUUGUAGAGGAAUCCAUCCUGCAGUCAGACAAAGCCCUCACUGCUGGAGAGAAGGCCAUAGCAGCUAAGCAGGCUAAGAAGCAGGCUGCUGAGAAGGAACAGGAGCUGCUAAGACAAAAACAGAAGGAACAGCAGCAAAUGAUGGAGGCUCAAGAGAGAAGCUUCCAGGAAAACAUGGCCCAACUCAAGAAGAAGAUGGAGAGGGAAAGGGAAAACUAUAUGAGAGAGCUGAGAAAGAUGCUGAGUCACAAGCUGAAGGUCCGAGAAGAACCGCUUACUGAAGGAUUUAAAGACAUAUUUGAGUUGUUAAAUGAAGAGAUUAAUCGACUGAAAGAAGAGAUUGAAACAGCUGAAAAUGAAGAGCCCUCAGUGUUUUCCCAGAUUCUUGAUGUGGCUGGCAAUAUAUUUAUCGCAGUACUACCUGGGGCUGCUAAACUAGUUGAUUUAGGGAUGGAAAUUCUUAGCUCAUGUAUGUAAUAGGCUAAGAAUUCCUGCUAAGAAAAUUAUAAAAUAAGGUUUCUUUUGUUAAAAUGGCAUAACACUGUUGCUCACUUUAAAAGUAUAUGUGUUAUUGCAGUUUCAUUUAAGAAAAGUUUAAAAUUAAAAAGCAAAUUUCAAAGAAUAUGGCCUGAAGUCCACAAAAACAAACUUAAAUUUGACUGAAUUAAUAAUUUAUAGAAAUGGGGGACAAGUUGGAAGAUAAAAUUAUCCCUAGAAAAGAUUUAAGUAAAGCAAAAAGACAAAUGGUAAGAUGAAGAAACCAUUUUCAAUUUGUAUUGCAGUCACAGAGAUAAUUUGUUAUAAUUAGCUCUUGUAAAUCAGUGAGAAGAGAGUAACACCACAUAUCUUAAACAGGCAAAAAUAUGAUAAUAACAAUGUUUAAUUUUACUGACAAUAAAAGUUGUGCAAAAAAAAACUAUGAGGUUCUCGCUUCAAUUUAUGAUGGGCAAGAAAGAGCAGUUUGACAGGGCACUGAGCUGGCAAGGGUUUGGGGAUAUUGUCAGUGUCGCAUAUUUGCUAGUGAGAGUGUGAACUGUUGGAAUCAUGUAUGAAUUAUUUAAGUUCACAUACAUUUGAUGGGGGAGCAUUUCCACAUUUAGAAAUCCAUCAGAUGAACUGAUUUACUCAAACUGAAAAUGGUGUAUAUAAUAGUAUAUAUGUUGCACCAUUGCCUUAAUGCCAAAAGACUGAAAAAAACAUUAAAGUCCCUCUUUCAGGUACUGAUAAGGGAAAUCUUGGGAAAUUCCUGGAAUAUUCUACAGCCACUAAAAUGAAGGGAGAAGCUCUAUUUGAACUAAUGAAAAGUCUCCAAGAUGUACUAUAAGUAAAAAAAAAAAAAAAAAAAAAAGAUGCAGGAAGCAUGUAAAAUUACUACCAGUGAAUUUAGAAAAUAAUGAAUUUGUGCAUAUAUUAUCUCCUUCUGGAAAAACAGAAAAUAAUCUAGUAUACAUUGUCAUAGCAGGAAUGAGCUUGAAUAGUUGAGGCAAGAAAUAAGAAGAUAACUAAUUUCACAUCAUAUAUUCUUCUGUGCCUUUAUUUUUUUAUAAAAAUCUAUUGCAUUAAUGUUAUAUUUAUUGUCUUUGUUGAGUGCUUUAGGUCAACAAAUACAGAUUUCAUUUGGUUCUUACCAUAACCUUGAAGGACAAAUGUUAUUAUCUUCAGUUUGUGGAUAAUAAAAGGAAGAUAGGGAAAUUAAUCUAUUUGCCCAAGAUCAUUGGUUAGGUUACCAAGUUAUUACCUCAGCUUGUGUUUCAUAACUCCAAUUCCACUACAUAGACUUUAAUAUCAAGGAAUGGAAGAAUAACUCUUAAACUGAGUUGUCAGACAUAUCAAAAGCAAAACAAACAUAUAAUUGUCAAGAUGAAGACAAAUAUAAUAUACCUAAUUGAAAAAAUAGGAUUAAAGGAUUUUAUACUACUUAUAAAGUCUUGUUUUCUUGUAUUCCAAAUAGGGAGCCCUAUUUCGUUACAAAGAAGUACUGCCACAGCAUGGAUUUGAUCUUUGAUCUAAUUUUUUCAAGAUUUUGUGAGACCAAGCAAACUCUUAUGAAAAUCUCUUGUUCUUUCCUCUUCCAAGGCAUUAUGAAACCAGAAAAAAAAGCUCCUCUGAUUUGUGCACUCCAGAAGUCUUUCACUCUUUUGUCAAUAUGGUUUUGUCCUCUCUCUUGAGUCUUUUGUACAUUUGUCCUCUUCAUGCAGGCAGCAUUAACUAGGGUGACUUUAGCACCAUAAUAAAUUACAUUCUAUUGUAGCACCUCUACCAACACCGCAAACACAUAGCCUCCACCUCCAUCCAGUCUCUCAGGGAGCUGAAAACACUUUUAUAUGCUAAUCCACCAAAAAAAA
Molecule: messenger RNA, 3878 nt
Organism: Sapajus apella (tufted capuchin)
Lineage: Eukaryota; Metazoa; Chordata; Mammalia; Primates; Cebidae
Product: guanylate-binding protein 7
Exons: 11
Coding region: 130-2010 (626 amino acids)
Biological process (GO): defense response to protozoan; defense response to Gram-positive bacterium
Molecular function (GO): GTPase activity; GTP binding
Source: RefSeq, a predicted model, not a curated record